GUGGCCUGGGGCCGCUUCUUCAACGCGGGUCAGACCUGCAUCGCGCCCGACUACGUGCUGUGCAGCCUGGAGAUGCAGGAGAAGCUGAUGCCCGCUCUGCGUGAAGCCAUCACUGAGUUUUUUGGCUCCAACCCUCGGGAGUCCCCUGACUUUGGUCGCAUUGUUGGGGACAAGCAGUUCCAGAGGGUGCGGGAGCUGCUGCGCAGCGGGCGCGUGGCCAUCGGGGGACAGACGGACGAGAAGGAGCGUUACAUCG
Molecule: messenger RNA, 256 nt
Organism: Antrostomus carolinensis (chuck-will's-widow)
Lineage: Eukaryota; Metazoa; Chordata; Aves; Caprimulgiformes; Caprimulgidae
Product: aldehyde dehydrogenase family 3 member B1-like
Exons: 1
Biological process (GO): aldehyde metabolic process
Cellular component (GO): cytoplasm
Molecular function (GO): 3-chloroallyl aldehyde dehydrogenase activity; aldehyde dehydrogenase (NAD+) activity
Source: RefSeq, a predicted model, not a curated record